AACGCGCCACAACGUUUUAAAUUCACUUUAAAGAACGAUUUAAAUUUUAAUUACGAAAUCGUAGUUAACGUAAUAUAUUUGGAAUUUAAACCAAUUUUCCACAUAAUUAACGCGAAUAUAAUAUUCCAAAUUGCACGUUUUUUAAACAAUAUAAUAGCGAGAAAAUUAUGGGAAAUAUUUAAAAAAUGUUGGAUUAAUAUAUAUUUAAAACCACCGGAUAUUAUUAUUUAUAAUUAA
This is a messenger RNA of Pyricularia grisea, 237 nucleotides long. RefSeq lists its product as uncharacterized. The record is from RefSeq and is a predicted model, not a curated record. The transcript has a single exon. NCBI's taxonomy places the organism in Eukaryota, Fungi, Ascomycota, Sordariomycetes, Magnaporthales, Pyriculariaceae. The annotation marks the transcript as partial.